CGAGGGGCGGGGCCGAGGCUAAGGGAGCGGGGCGGGGUGGGGGGGAAAGCAAAGGGAAUUCCAACCUGUUGAACUUUGGGGGGGUGGUCUCCGAGAUCGGCUACUUCCCAUUGACUGUGGAUGGUGCAUGGGGUGGAGCUGCUGGCGGCUCGUGGGGGUGUUGGGGUUCAGCAGGGAGAGGGCAGGGCAGUGUCUCAGGGUAAGUGGGGUACGGGAAUUCCAGACUUAGAACCCUAGAGGCCGUCCGGGGCUCCGGCGCCGGGAAGAGGCGCUCGGGCCGCCAUGCGAGACAGGACCCACGAGCUAAGGCAGGGGGAUGACAGUUCGGAUGAUGAGGACAGGGAGCGGGUCGCGCUGGUGCUGCACCCGGGCACGGCCCGGCUGGGGAGCCCGGACGAAGAAUUCUUCCAGAAGGUCCGGACUAUUCGGCAGACUAUAGUCAAGCUGGAGAAUAAAGUCCGGGAGUUGGAGAAGCAGCAGGUCACCAUCCUGGCCACGCCCCUUCCCGAGGAAAGCAUGAAACAGGACCUGCAGAACCUUCGUGAAGAGAUCAAACAGCUGGGCAGGGAGAUUCGCACACAGCUGAAGGCCAUCGAGCCCACGAAGGAAGAAGCUGACGAGAACUGUAACUCGGUCAACACACGGAUGAGAAAAACCCAGCAUGGGAUCCUGUCCCAGCAAUUUGUGGAGCUCAUCAACAAGUGCAAUUCAAUGCAGUCCGAGUACCGGGAGAAGAACGUGGAGCGGAUUCGGCGGCAGCUGAAGAUCACCAAUGCGGGAGCCGUGUCUGACGAGGAGCUGGAGCAGAUGCUGGACAGCGGGCAGAGUGAGGUGUUUGUGUCCAAUAUACUGAAGGACACGCAGGUGACGCGACAGGCCCUCAAUGAGAUCUCGGCCCGGCACAGUGAGAUCCAGCAGCUGGAACGCAGCAUCCGGGAGCUUCAUGAGAUCUUCACCUUUCUGGCGACCGAGGUGGAGAUGCAGGGCGAGAUGAUCAACCGCAUUGAGAAGAACAUCCUGAGCUCUGCGGAUUACGUGGAGCGUGGGCAGGAGCACGUGAAGGUCGCACUGGAGAACCAGAAGAAGGCGAGGAAGAAGAAAGUCAUGAUUGGCAUCUGUGUGUCCGUCACUGUCCUCAUCCUGGUAGUCAUCAUUGUCAUCACCGUGGUGGUUGGAUAACGUACCAUCUUGACACCAGGAGCUCCAGGAACCCGGGCCUGGCCUUCGCUCCCAGCAGCUUUGGGGAGAGGUGGCAUCCACACAGAGCCUCCAGAGAGGCCCUGUCUGUCCUCUGACCCCUGAGCAAGAGGCAGAUGGUUCUGGGGUUGGCAGCUUCUCAUUUGUGGGGUUCUCCCCACCCCCUUGAGGCUGCAGAGGCCCCGGGACAGGGGUCAAAUUGUCCUAUUUGGUUGGGACAAAUGGUUUUGUAAAAAAUUAAAAGCAAAAAUAACAA
Molecule: messenger RNA, 1453 nt
Organism: Ochotona curzoniae (black-lipped pika)
Lineage: Eukaryota; Metazoa; Chordata; Mammalia; Lagomorpha; Ochotonidae
Gene: STX4
Product: syntaxin 4
Exons: 11
Coding region: 283-1179 (298 amino acids)
Biological process (GO): exocytosis; intracellular protein transport; vesicle fusion
Cellular component (GO): SNARE complex; plasma membrane; endomembrane system
Molecular function (GO): SNAP receptor activity; SNARE binding
Source: RefSeq, a predicted model, not a curated record